AUGGCUCACAUGGUAUCUCCCAAGGCCAAGAGACUCAAGACCACACUUGCGAUGUCGAAAUUUUGCACGUUCUGUACCCGUGCCGGGAUGCAUGAGAUUGGAUACGUGGAGUCGUCCCUUGGCUCUAUCCAACCCGAUGAUGAAGGCUCUGAUGAGCAUCCGGAUGCAGAGAGAUCCCUCGACUUGGAUAUGGAAGAUGGAAACGAAGAUUACAUAACGGAAAGCGAUGCUGAAGAAAUCACGGAAGAAGAAGAAAGUGACCAAGGCGGGGAAAAUCGCUUGUCAGCGAGAAGGCAGCCACAAACGUUGUCUGACAUCAAAGAAUCCAUGGAUACUUGCCUUCUCUGUGAAAAGAUUUGGUCGGCUUUUGAGAAAUGGGCCACAGAGAAGUACGGUUCUCUCGACCGCAUAGACCUAUCGACAUCGGGUGUCACCAUUUGGCCGACGGAGCUUUCGGAGAAAUGGAGACUUUAUGAAGAAGACACAUCUGAUGAAACAUAUACGGGAGGAACUCUGUCGAUUCUUCGGGUAAGGAUUCGAGUGCAAGAUCCUGAUGACUCAGAGGAAUGGCUUGAGCCUGAGGUCAAGUUUCAAAAGUGCAACGAGAGCAUUUUGAGGGUGGCCGACAUUUUUGACACCAAUAACCGCCACGUUGACGUUGAUGACCCGCUAUCGUGGCCGGAUACAGAACCGUACAUUGGGAGGAGACGGCCUCUUGUGGCGGACUUGCGUCUGUUUCGAAAGUGGAAGGGUUUCUGCGAUGCGACUCACGAUGGAAAUUGUCAGCCUGGACGAAUUCCACUCGGAUCAAGAUCUCUGCGGUUUAUCCGACUCAUCGACGUCAAGACAUACUCUAUAGUCGAGGUGGAAGACAUCAAGAAAGUCUCAUGGGUAGCGAUAAGUUACGUCUGGGGCAAAAAGCGAUUUCGCACGCUGACAGAGGCUACGCUUGAGGAGCUUAAAAAGGAGGGCGCUUUGAAGGCAUCGUGGAUCCCGGAGACCAUUGCAGAUGCGAUCGAUGUUACGAGAGGUGUCGGAGAGAAGUAUCUUUGGACUGAUAGCCUGUGCAUCAUCCAAGAUUCGGUUACUGACAAGAUGCACUUUGUGCCGCGCAUGGACAUCAUCUACGGACGUGCAACUCUUACUAUUGUCAAUGCAGCAGGAGACAAUGCAUUCAGUGGUUUACCGGGUGUCCGAGCCGGAACGCGGGUUCAACAAGAGGAGCCAUUCUCGAUCGAAGGCGACCAAGACAAUGAAGACGAGCCCACAUGGCUUGUUCAAACGCAUGAACCGAUACGAACAAGCCGCGAACUCGUCGGAGACUCUUGUUGGUUCACGCGCGGAUGGACCUAUCAAGAGGCUAUGCUCUCACAGCGUUGGCUUAUCUUCACUCCCGAACAAGUGUAUUGGGAAUGUAGACAAGCAACUUGGCGAGAAGAUGCAUGUUGGGAACUUCCUCAAUGGCGUGAGAAGAAACAAACUGUCAUUUACGAUCCGGCAUUUGAUAGCCAUCUCUUACAGGAUCUUUGGAAUCCGUCCUCAGCAAAGAGUUUCGACAUGACCUACCAAACACUUGUGGGUAACUACUUGAAGCGGGAUCUUACCAACGAGAAUGACGGUCUCGACGCGAUAGGAGGCGUCUUGAGGGCUGUGACAGAGGUAACUGGGUUCGAGUUCCUCUGGGGCUUGCCUAAAGAGUUUUUUGCUGUCACGAUUGCCUGGCCGUGCUGUCUACAACGGCCGCAUCAGCGGACGGGACGAUGUCGUAUCGAGGUCGGAGGCGGCGAUGAGAGUGGAGGAGUCAAGACAGUCCAGGCAUGUUUCCCUAGCUGGUCGUGGGUUGGCUGGGUAGGGGAGAUCUGGACCGAGCCUAGCGAUUUCGUGGGUCCCACUGCAGGCUUGGAGUUCUAUCACAUUGUGAGCAGCGGCACGGGGGAAGACAGUCUUGUUCUGCAGCACAUUCCCCACAAAGGAAAACCUUCGCAAGCUGCAUACGAGCCGUCGCGAUGGAAGAACCCCGUUUGGAGAGGAGAUACAGGCGCUGAGGUCAGUCUGAAGGACAUACCUGCCGCGCUGUUGGUACCUGAGACACAGUUCUCGCUGUUAACUCUGUGGACUAGCAUCGCGGAACUCUCGUUUGAGAAAGACACGAGAGUGCCCGAGGAUAGCGACUGGGAGGACAUCUAUGGCUUGUGGGUAGAUGAAGAUACACAAAUGGACGUCAUCUGGGACCAGUAUCCGGAGUUCAUCAAGGACUGGAAGGGAACGAAGGCAGAAGAUCGCUUGAGGAGGCGGGUCGAAUGCAUCGUCAUUGGACGAGAUAGCUUAGAUAGAGGCCGAGAGCAGGGCCGACUUAGCGUGCUAUUGGUUAAGAAACACUCAAGCGGUGGAAGAUCGAGGAUCGGUCAUGUAUGGUUCUGGGAGCACGAAUGGGAUCAGCUGACAAACAGGAGAUGGGAGAUGGUGUGGCUUGUAUGA
Molecule: messenger RNA, 2478 nt
Organism: Fusarium keratoplasticum
Lineage: Eukaryota; Fungi; Ascomycota; Sordariomycetes; Hypocreales; Nectriaceae
Product: HET domain-containing protein
Exons: 2
Coding region: 1-2478 (825 amino acids)
Source: RefSeq, a predicted model, not a curated record